Oncorhynchus gorbuscha (pink salmon) is the source of this 5624-nucleotide messenger RNA. RefSeq names its product BMS1 ribosome biogenesis factor (gene bms1). The record is from RefSeq and is a predicted model, not a curated record. Gene Ontology annotation, biological process: endonucleolytic cleavage of tricistronic rRNA transcript (SSU-rRNA, 5.8S rRNA, LSU-rRNA); maturation of SSU-rRNA from tricistronic rRNA transcript (SSU-rRNA, 5.8S rRNA, LSU-rRNA); ribosome biogenesis. The coding region runs from base 155 to 3856 and encodes 1233 amino acids. Lineage: Eukaryota; Metazoa; Chordata; Actinopteri; Salmoniformes; Salmonidae. The transcript is spliced from 23 exons. Gene Ontology annotation, molecular function: GTP binding; U3 snoRNA binding; GTPase activity. Gene Ontology annotation, cellular component: 90S preribosome; nucleus.
GCCAUCACUUCCGGAUUUGCAGUACGCACGUGAGACAGUUAGAAACACGUUUGUUUUGCAACUAUUUUAUUUAUCCAGAUGAGGUAACAAAGGCCCUUCAUUAACUGACUGGAAAUCAAGUCGUUGGAAGCAGAUAUCUCACAGAUAGGAGAAGAUGGAGGGGAAGGAGCCAAAGAAGGAACAGAAGCGGCACCAGCAGAAGCACAGCGGGCCCAAGGCGGAGAGGAAGAAGACCAGGAAGCAGCUGGGAACUCCUGCCGGAGAUGACGAGCGCAAGAGGAACCCCAAAGCGUUUGCGGUCCAGUCAGCAGUGCGCAUGGCCAAAACCUUCCACAGAGCCCAGGACCUAAAGGCCAAGAAACAUCACAUACCCCUGGUGGACCGCACCCCUUUAGAGCCUCCCCCGAUAGUGGUGGUGGUGGUAGGACCCCCCAAGGUGGGCAAGAGUACCCUCAUCCGCUGCCUGAUCAAAAACUUCACCCGGCAGAAACUAGCGGACAUCUGCGGGCCUGUGACCAUUGUCUCUGGAAAGAAGAGGCGUCUUACCUUCAUUGAGUGUAGCAAUGACAUCAACACAAUGAUUGACUUGGCAAAGGUUGCUGACCUGGUGCUGAUGCUCAUUGACGCCAGCUUCGGCUUUGAAAUGGAGACCUUUGAGUUCCUCAACAUCUGCCAGGUGCACGGCUUCCCGCGCAUCAUGGGCGUGCUCACCCACCUGGACUCGUUCCGCAACAACAAGGCCCUUCGCAAGACCAAGAAGCGGCUCAAGCAUCGCUUCUGGACUGAGGUCUACCAGGGUGCCAAACUCUUCUACCUGUCCGGUAUGGUGUACGGAGAGUACCAGACCCAGGAGGUCAAGAACCUGGGCCGCUUCAUCUCCGUCAUGAAGUUCCGCCCGCUGGUGUGGCAGCAAUCUCAUCCCUACGUCGUGGCCGACCGCAUGGAGGAUUUGACGGACCCCGAGAUGGUGAGGGUGGACCCCAAGUGUGAUCGUACUGUAUCUCUCUAUGGUUACCUGAGGGGGACAUACUUGAAGAGUAAAGGCCAGGUCCAUAUCCCUGGUGUGGGGGACUUUGCGGUGGCAGACAUCCGCUUCCUGCCAGACCCCUGUGCUCUGCCUGAAGCUCAGAAGAAGAGGGCGCUGAACGAGAAGGAGCGGCUGCUCUACGCUCCCAUGGCAGGGGUCGGGGGGGUCGUGUACGAUAAGGACGCAGUGUACAUCGAUCUGCCCGGCGGCCACGUCAAUCAAGAACAGGAGGAGGUCCGUCCCACCACAGAGUUGGUCCAAUCCCUCAUCAGUACACACACCACCCUGGAUGCCAAGAUGGCCGCCAGCAAAGUGUCACUGUUCACAGGGGCGGCUGCCCUGACCCCCGGGGAAGUGGAGGAGGAGGAGGAGGAGGAGAAUGGGCUGACAUCAGGACCCCAGGAGAGCUGCGUCUGGGACCCUGAGACGCAGAGAGAGAGGAGGAAGGCUGUCUUCACUGAAGAGGAAGAUGAUGAUGACGAUGAUGACAGCGAGGAAGAAGAAGAAGAAGAAACGGUUUUGAAGAACAAGGCAAAGAACAAAACUGAACCAAAAGAGAAGCAAGGAAUAAAGACCAUCCCUCCGGCGAAGAGACAGAAGAUGGAGGAAAGGAAAGUGGAGAAAGAGCCAGUGGUGGAGGUACCUGCCUUUGCAGACAGUGAGGAUGAGCUGGAAAUGAGUGAGGAGGAGGAAGGGGGGAAGGGAGAGCAGGAGAGUGAAGGAGAGGAAAGCGAUUCUGAGGGGGAAGAAGAGAGUGCAGUGGAAAAGGGUGAUCUCAAACCGAUAGACUCUGGUCAUUGCUCGGAGGAGGAGGAUGCGAGUGAUUCAAUAGAAGAUGACUGCGAAACCAAUGUCUCGGGCAAAGAAGGCAAGAAGUCGAAUGCCACCUCCAAAAUGGAAGAGGAAGAUGAGGAGAUGGAGGGAGGAGAGCUGUGCUAUGAAAGUGCAGGGUCACUGCGGUGGAAGGAGGGCCUGCAACAAAAAGCGUCGGAGGCGUUUCUACGGCAACAGCGAGCUGCCCCCAACCUGCGUAAACUGGUGUAUGGCACAGUGGCAGAGGAUGAUGGUGAUGGGGGGGAGGAUGAGGAGGAGCUGGGAGGUCUGUUUCGAGUCAGCCGCCCCGAGAAGGGCAAGAAGCAUCGUGCGGACGGUGUGGACUGCUCCCGUUUUGACCCAGAUGCUGCUCACAAUUGGGACCUGGAAGAGAUGCUGGACUCGAUACGGGACUGUUUUGUUACAGGGAAAUGGGAAGACGAUCAAGAUGCUGCUACAUUGCUGAAAGAGGAUGAGGAGCUGUAUGGCGAAUUUGAGGACUUGGAGACGGGGGAAGUGCACAAGGGGAAAGCUGCCAAGCAGAAGGACCAAGCCAAGGAAGAAAGUGAUGAUGAUGAUGAGGAGGAGGGGGAGGAGGAGGAGAAGCUGAUGAAGGUGGACGACGAGACCCAGAAGAACAAGCGUCUGGAGAAGAAACGGCGUCUGAAGGAGCGUUUCGACACAGAGUACGACGACGGAGACGCCACCUACUUUGACGACCUCAAGGAGGAGAUGCAAAAACAGGCAGAGCUGAACCGGGCUGAGUUUGAGGACGUGGAUGAUGAGACACGGGUCCAGUACGAGGGCUUCCGGCCUGGCAUGUAUGUGCGUGUGGAGAUCCCCUCCCUGCCCUGCGAAUUUGUCACCAACUUUGACCCCCACUACCCCAUCAUCCUCGGGGCUCUAGGUGCCAGCGAGGGGAACGUAGGCUACCUGCAGAUGCGGUUAAAGAAACAUCGAUGGCACAGCCGGAUCCUGAAAACGCGCGACCCUCUCAUCCUGUCCCUGGGCUGGCGUCGCUUCCAGACCAUCCCCCUGUACCACAUCGAGGACCACAACGGGCGCCACCGCCUGCUCAAGUACACACCGCAGCACAUGCACUGUGGUGCCACCAUCUGGGGUCCCAUCACACCUCAGGGUACUGGCUUCCUGGCUGUGCAGUCAGUCGCAGGAACUAAGACCAGUUUCCGCAUCGCAGCUACAGGAGUCGUCCUUGACCUGGACAAAUCUGUGACCAUAGUCAAAAAGCUCAAGCUGAUUGGCUACCCAUACAAGAUCUACAAGAACACAUCAUUCAUCAAGGGGAUGUUCAACACCGUGCUCGAGGUGGCGAAAUUUGAAGGGGGCUCCAUCCGAACAGUCAGUGGGGUCAGAGGUCAAAUUAAGAAGGCCUUGUCAACGCCGGCGGGAGCCUACAGAGCCACGUUCGAAGACAGGCUGCUGAUGAGUGACAUUGUGUUCCUGCGCUCCUGGUACCCGGUGUCGGUCCCUCAGCUCUACAACCCUGUGACCUCCCUGCUGAUGCCAGCGGGCCAGAAGGACAGUUGGUCGGGCAUGAGGACAGUGGGCCAGCUCAAACACGACCUGGGAGUCCGCAACAAGCCCAACACAGACUCACUGUACAAGCCGGUGGUGCGAGCGCAGCGCCACUUCAACAAGCUGCACAUCCCCAGGGAGCUGCAGAAGGCAUUGCCCUUCAAGAGCAAGCCCAAACAGGACCAGCCCAAGGGCAAGACGCCCAAGGACCUCCAGAGGCCCGCUGUCAUACGGGAGCCCCACGAGAGGAAGGUGGCGGCGCUGCUCAAUGCACUGAGCGCAGUGCACAACUACAAGAGCAAGAAAGCGCACACGGCGCAGCAUGCUAAGCACAAGGGCUUCCUGCGGCAGCGGGACAAGGCGGAGGAGGACAAGCUCAAGAGGCAGAAGGAGGCAAAGAAGAAGCUUUACCGUAUGAUGGGCCAGAAGGAGAAGAAGAGUCAGAGGUCCAGUCUAAAAGGGGCGCCGCUUGAUGACUGAUUUGUAAUUCAAUAUGACUUCUUAAAGACCAGUGUAAUAACCAGUGUUUCGGCCUGCCAAUGGAAUGAAAUAAUUCUCUGUUUAAGCAUAAUCUGUUGGGCUGCAGUGGAGUAGGGUGAAAUUGCCCCUAGAUGCUGAUCUUGGGUCAGUUUAGCAUUUCGCUGUUAAUGGUCAAAGGGAUAGUUUGGGAUUUUGGCAAUGAAGCCCUUUGUCUACUUCCCUAUAGUCAGAAACUCAUUCAUGGAUACGAUGUGUAUGUCUCUGCAUCCAGUAUGAAGGAAUGAUUGGGGGAGGGGAAGCUUAUCCUAGAUCUGUACCUAGGGGAAUCUUCACCCAGAUGUUCUGCAGUAUUGGGGUAGGAGACAGUGUAAAUGCAAGGAAUGGAUGAACAUCCUUCAGCUUCUGUAGCCUGGUUGUGUAAUGUGGUUUUUCAACCCCAGUUAUUGGCGCCUCAUUAAGAGUGGUUCGAUAGAGGAACUAGAAAGAACUGUAUAUUAGUCAUAUCUUGAUCACUUGUCUAGCUUCAAUCUUGCAUGGUGUUUUAAUAAAAAAUAAAUUACAAAAAUAGUAUGCGAGUGCCUUAACUCUAAAAGAACUUUAAAGUAAGUGUAAUUCUAUAAUAAUUUUGAUUGAGUAGAAGUUUCAUAAUGGCUAGGUUGUUACACAUGCACUGAUAAGUGGAAGCACAUGGUAUUUCAGUAACUUUGAAGUUGUGCCUAUUGUCAGAGAGAACUCAUCAUGCACAUUGCCAUUGUGGACUUCCACCAUUUUAAAGGAGUCAACUGAGUGGGAUGCCUGAGUUGGGAACAAUCAGCCAAUGAAGAAAAAUGUAGUACUUUAAAAUGGCGAUAGCAUGGGCAGCACCAUUGUGGCUGACAGACGCUAGAGCCCCACAGCGGAGGUGUCAUAAUACCCUAGUGGUCAAACAGGGUAAUGGUAAUUGCUUUUCCACCAUUCAUUUUUCCCAUAGGGGAAUUUUAGAAACACUUCAGAUAAGGGCUGUGUUCCGUGUAGACUUACCUUGGUGGGACGUUUUGAUAACCGUGGUAAUCUCUCAUGCAAGGAGACAUCAAUAUAUUCGCCUCUUUUUACACUGAUUUUAAAAUGCUAAUUAGACAUCAUGCCAGACUACAAAUCCCUAAAAGAUCCUGCACGUCAUCUCUGACACCUUUGCUAACAGGUAUUGUGUCAAUUUAAAACUGGUGCAAGACAGCUCACAGAAGUGUCAAUUUUAAAGACAUUUAUUUAUUACUCAAUUUUGCUAACAGAGUUAAUCCAGAGAUUCUUACCUUUGCCUCUAUUCGGCAGUCUCGUUCAGAUCAUCGUGGCAUUUGUAGUUUUUUAUGAUGGCUAUAUUAGCAUUUAAUUUUGGUGGGUUAAAUACAGGCAAAUAUAUUGAUAAAGGCCACCUUGUCCUAGACUAGAGAGAUUUCACAUGGUUAUCAAAAUGUCACGCCAGGGUAAGCCGACACGAAACACGGCCCAUAUGAUUUUCUAAAACCCCCAUGGAGAAAAAUGAAUGGUGGAAAAGCGAUUGGAACCAUUUCCUUGUUUGAUCACUAGGUUUUAUGCAGGGAUGCAACCUAGUGAGGGACCAAAAAGGUGACGCUUUUUUUUUCCUUUGCAGUGAACAAAAAAGAAUCCUGCUAGGGGGAAAUGCAGGUUUAAACUAAUUGAACAACAAAGAAUAUGAUCAGUCUGUAAAAUAAAGUGUUUAAUGUGAACCUAACUCACAGCUAAAAAAUGUUAAUAAAUCAAUCCAAUGUUA